CUCUCUACUGGAAAGAACAAAAAAGGUGUUAAUCAUGGCUGCUCUUAGAAGGACAAGUUUGUUAUUGAAAAAUGUUUUAUGUAAUUCUCGCACCAGAAGUGUGAAUCCUAUUAGAAGUAUUGGAGAAAUAUGGGUUGAUGGAAGCUGCAUCAAUCCUGCACUAGGAUUAACAGAUGAACAAAAACAGAUACAGAAAGUUGCAACAGACUUCGCUAAAAAUGAGUUAUAUCCUAAUAUGGCAAAAUGGGAUGAACAGGAAAUAUUCCCAAUAGAUACAAUGAAGAAGGCUGCUGAACUCGGAUUUGGAGCUAUUUACUGUAAAGAAGAAAAUGGUGGAACAGGGUUAGGGCGUAUGGAUGCAUCAGUGAUAUUUGAGGCCUUGUCACAGGGAUGUGCCAGCACCACAGCUUACAUAAGCAUUCAUAAUAUGUGUGCCUGGAUGAUUGAUGAAUUUGGCAACAAAGAACUCCAACAAAAAUGGAUCCCAGAGUUGGGUUCUAUGGACAAGCUUGCUUCCUACUGUUUGACAGAACCAAAUCAUGGCAGUGAUGCAGCAAACCUCAGCACCACAGCUAAACGUCAGGGAGAUAAAUUAAUACUGAAUGGAUCAAAGGCAUUCAUCAGUGGAGGAGGGGACACAGAUGUUUAUAUAGUCAUGUGUAGAACAGGGGAGCAGGGCCCUAAAGGAAUCUCCUGUCUGCUGGUAGAAAAGGGAUCUCCUGGGUUAGCCUUCGGCAAGAAAGAGAAAAAGGUUGGCUGGAACUCUCAACCUACCCGAGCCGUUAUUUUUGAGGAUUGUGAGGUACCUGCUUCAAAUCUGAUAGGGGAACUUGGGGAUGGUUUUAAGAUUGCCAUGAGAGGUUUGAAUGGAGGAAGGAUUAACAUAGCUUCGUGCUCAUUAGGGGCAGCACAAUCUAGUCUUGAACUUGCCAGGGAUCAUCUCAAAGUCAGAAAACAGUUUGGAAAGACAUUGGACAGUUUCCAGCAUCUCCAAUUCACAUUGGCAGAAAUGGCCACUAAACUUGUAACCUCAAGAAACAUAGUCAGAAUGGCUGCCAAAGCCCUGGAUGAGGACUGGCCUGAAAAAGUGUCCCUGUGCUCUAUGGCCAAAUAUUUUGCUACAGAAGAAUGUUCAAAAAUUUGUAAUGAAGCUUUACAACUCCAUGGUGGCUAUGGUUAUCUGAAAGACUAUGCUAUACAACAGUAUGUCAGGGACAUUAGGGUACACCAGAUCCUGGAAGGAACAAAUGAAAUAAUGAGACUUUUGAUAUCCAGGGACUUACUGACAGAUGGAGAAAGAAAAUAUUCUUGAUAGUAUUGUAGUAACCUGCUCUUUUAUUUGACAUAAAAAUGUGACCUGUCCAUUUCCAUGUAAUUUCUUGUGAUGAGAUUUUAUGUUACGAAUCACAACAACACAGAAUACAUAGUAUAUACCUGAGUAUUUUGUUGCUCUGCAUAAUAUAUAGUGUGAUACAUUUCCUGGGUAAUUAAAACUCAUUUUGAAUGAUCUUUUGGUAGGAAACUGCAAAAAAUACACUGAUGGGUUGUAUAACAGCAUGUAUGAAAAGAUCAACAUCAUUUUUUACUUAUAAACUAGGUACAUGUAAAUGCAUUUAUUUCUUCCUGACUGUUGAAUUCUAACUUUUACUCUCUGUGUGAUGUGCUGCUUCUUGCCAAUUUUUAAUGGGAUUAUCAACUUUUGGCAGAUGAUUUUUUGGAGAAAUGGAAUUAAAUUUGUUUUCUUAUCUUAAGAAUCAAAUAUACAGUUACUUUAAAAAUUUGAUAUCUCAAAAAUAACAGGACUGUUAAAAAACUUUGUGAUAUACCAGAUUUCGAAAUUGAAACUGGACUCACUUUGAUGUAUCUUUUGUAUUCAUGCAGAACUGUGAUGUUUGAGAUAUCAGAGUUCUAUGAAAUAAAGUUCACUGGAAGGGUAUCAACAUGUUUCCUAUUUUAACUCAUGGGAAUUAAUAAGAAAUGGCAUUUAAAUUAAAAGUGAAUAUUAAUAAGUUACAUUCUGCACAUUUUGAUUCCACCAAUCUGAAAAUUAUUGGUUAAUUAUUAACUUUUUCAGACUUAGAAACUAAGGAUCCAUGCAGAGCUGAUAUAUGUGAUAUUGAUUACAUUUCUACUGUAAAGUAAUUUUAAAAUCUACUUGCGAGUUUUGCAGACUUGCUUUAUUUUCUAGUACAUCUAUGUGGAGAAAAAUUUCUUCAUAUGAAACAAGAAAUUUUAAAACUAGUUUUUUUUUUAAAUAUUAUACAAGAUGACUGUGAUAUGUACAUGCAUAAUAUGAAUAUAAAGUAAAAAAAAAGAGA
Messenger RNA from Saccostrea echinata, 2318 nucleotides. RefSeq names its product isobutyryl-CoA dehydrogenase, mitochondrial-like. Gene Ontology annotation, biological process: lipid metabolic process. The transcript has 10 exons. Lineage: Eukaryota; Metazoa; Mollusca; Bivalvia; Ostreida; Ostreidae. Bases 35 to 1312 code for a protein of 425 amino acids. The record is from RefSeq and is a predicted model, not a curated record. Gene Ontology annotation, molecular function: acyl-CoA dehydrogenase activity; flavin adenine dinucleotide binding.